CACCAUCAAAGCCCUGCCUGAGCAACAAAGGCUGGGUUAUUUUAAUUUAUGAAAGGGUUACAGCCUUUGAAGCUAAAUAUAAUGCAACCAGUGGCUUCCUCCGCUGUAACACAUACCUUGUGUGCUCUUGUGCAGCUUGGGGGAUAAGGAGCUGCCGGUCCCGCAGGCGGUUAGCCCUGGCCAUGUGGUGAGGGUAUGGGUUUCCAUUAAACGGGGUGCAAGGAAAAGCUCCGCAGCAGAAAAUGCAAACUUGGCUGUGCUGAAGAAACAUCCUAAAUAAGAGGGACUUGGCUUGUAGAGGCUCUGAGCAGCCGCAGCGCUCGCCAGCUUCCCAAGGCACGGGCUUUGGGAAACACGGAGAACAGAGCCCACCCUUGUUCCAAGGCCGAGGCGUGGGUUUGGGAGACCAGCCGUGGGCAUCUGACUUGUACUUUUUGGCUUUAAGCCCCAAGCUCACAAAUAUUUAAAAUCAGCAGAGUCCAGCAAAAUUGCCUGUCUGUGCGCCGCUAAGGACCUGUGCAGGACUGAGGCCGUCGAUGUAAGGUGCUCCUGCAGUCUGGGGCUGAUUUACACCAGUAAACCCUGCGCGAUGCCUCCCAUCACGUUCCAGGACCUGCCACUGAACAUCUACAUGGUCAUUUUUGGCACCGGCAUCUUUGUCUUCGUGCUCAGUCUCAUCUUCUGCUGCUACUUCAUCAGCAAACUGCGGCACCAGGCUCAGAGCGAGCGGUUUGGGUACAAGGAGGUGGUUUUGAAAGGUGAUGCCCGGAGGCUGAACGUGCAUGGGCAGACCUGCGCCGUCUGCCUGGAAGAUUUUAAGGUGAAGGAGGAGCUGGGGGUGCUGCCGUGCCAGCACGCCUUCCACAGAAAGUGCCUGGUCAAGUGGCUGGAGGUGCGCUGUGUUUGCCCCAUGUGCAACAAGCCCAUGGCGGGUCUGGCACAGCCCCGCGCUGGCAUCGGCACCCUCCUGGACGAGCUGGUGUGAGCAGCCCUGCUCCUUGCUGGCCAAAUUCUGCAGGACCAUGGCUCCCACGCGUGGCAUCGCCCAGCCCUGCGCAUCCCAGGGGUCCCACAGGUCAUCCCGAAGGAUCUGGGAUUUCCAAGUUGGGAUUUUUAACUUGCAGGUCAUUGCUUUGUUGUUGGGGUUUUUUUGCAGGGGCAGGGGUGGGGAGGGAGGGUGUUUGGUUUUUAUAUGUCACCACAGUUGUGCUCCAUGUGGAGCCAUGACCCCCUGGGUGGGCUGCUGGGGGGCUGCCCCCCACUCCCAUUCCCCUGCUGCUUCAGGGGGUGGUUUUGUACCUGGUCCCUUCUGGACUCUUGGCUCCCCGCACCACGGCGGCGGGAUGUAGUUUUGUGUAAAAUGGUGAAUAAAUGGAUCGUUUCUCA
Molecule: messenger RNA, 1386 nt
Organism: Falco peregrinus (peregrine falcon)
Lineage: Eukaryota; Metazoa; Chordata; Aves; Falconiformes; Falconidae
Gene: RNF122
Product: ring finger protein 122
Exons: 6
Coding region: 590-985 (131 amino acids)
Source: RefSeq, a predicted model, not a curated record